AUGUCACCACCUAAAACUUCUGGCAAAAAUUUGGAAUCCGAAACGCGUUCAGUUGGUGAUGCACUGCGAGAAUUAGAUGCGAAACAGUUAAUUAAUUCCGAUUUUAUUCUCAUAUACGGCGAUGUUGUAUCAAACAUACAUUUAAACAAAGUAUUGGAUGCUCACAGAUCGUUAGGUGAAUCCCCAAUUUUCGUAAUAGAUGGGAAAACUAAUGAAUGCGUUCAUUGUGAAUCCGUGGACCUCUAUCCGCGUAAACGUCGCAUGGUUAUGGAUAUGGAAGUAUUCAAAAAGCAUACCGAUGUUCAAAUACGCAAUGAUCUUAUAGAUUGCCAAGUUGAUAUAUGUUCAGUAGAGAAUUUUGAUUAUCAAGAUAUUCGAAAAGAUUUUGUUUAUGGUAUUUUGACAUCUGAUUUAUUGGGGAAAACCAUUUAUUGCCAUCUUGUUAAAGAUGUUUAUGCUGCAAGAUAUCAUUUUGUAAUAAUUAGUAAAGAUGUAUUGUCUCGAUGGACUUAUCCUAUUGUCCCAGACAAUAAUCUUCAAGAAGGAGAUAACUAUGAGUUUAUGCGUGGGCAUAUUUAUAAAGAGAAAGAUGUAUUGAUCGGUGCCGGUACAGAGAUUGCAGAAAAUGUUAAGAUAACAAAUUCUGUCAUCGGUCGAAGAGUUACAAUAGAUGGUGCUUAUAUUUGGGAUGACGUAAAAAUCAAAUCAAAUUGUUCUGUUGUCCAAUCGAUACUAGCGAAUAACGUUGUCUUGGAAGAGAAUGUAAUCGUUAAAAAAGGGUGCAUACUUUCUUAUGGUGUAAGUAAAUCUUUUGAAAUCAAUCUUAAAUUAAAUUGCGUAGAGAUUGAUAGUGAUGAGGAAGAGUCAAAUGAAAAUGCUUAUGACGCUACAUUGGUUGGUGAAAAUGGGCAAGGAUAUGUUUGGAGUGAUGAGAUAUCAGAUGCAGAAGAUGAUGAACUUGAUGUGAAAAAUAUUCAAGUUGCGGGGCUUGGUAAUUUAAUAAUGAAUAUGAAAUUUAUUAUUUUAAAUGAGGGUGUUAUUAAUUCAUAUUUGUUUAAUCUAGCGCAUGAUAUCUCCAAUAUAUCUCUUACUGAUAGUGAUUCUCCGCCAUCUGUGAUAUACGAUUCUUCUUCAGACGAACUAAGCGAUUCAGAUGAAUCAUCCACUGAAGAAGAAUCUUUAAAAGAAUUCUAUAAAGAGGUUUCCCAAACACUUGAACGAGCUUUUUUGGAUGGUCAUACAGUAGACAUUGCUUCAUUGGAAUUAAAUACUUUGAGAAUGGCUUCAAAUACAACAAUUCAUGAUUUACGAGUUAGUGUAAUACCUACGAUAUUAGGGCAAGUCAAUAUUGCCAAUUUUUUAACUAGUACAGAAGAUGAAGCAAUUCUGGAAUGGAAUUCAUCUGAUCUCACUGAUGGGGACCCUUCAAAAUCUAAUAUAAAAAAGCGGGAUUCUGAUGAUGAUGACUAA
This is a messenger RNA of Racocetra fulgida, 1470 nucleotides long. The record is from the annotation of a GenBank genome assembly. NCBI's taxonomy places the organism in Eukaryota, Fungi, Glomeromycota, Glomeromycetes, Diversisporales, Gigasporaceae.